Molecule: messenger RNA, 2447 nt
Organism: Dissoconium aciculare CBS 342.82
Lineage: Eukaryota; Fungi; Ascomycota; Dothideomycetes; Mycosphaerellales; Dissoconiaceae
Product: ribose-phosphate PYROPHOSPHOKINASE pyrophosphate synthetase
Exons: 4
Coding region: 242-1972 (576 amino acids)
Biological process (GO): 5-phosphoribose 1-diphosphate biosynthetic process; ribonucleoside monophosphate biosynthetic process; purine nucleotide biosynthetic process
Cellular component (GO): cytoplasm; ribose phosphate diphosphokinase complex
Molecular function (GO): ribose phosphate diphosphokinase activity; magnesium ion binding
Source: RefSeq, a predicted model, not a curated record
CGCUUGGUAAUUUUUCGUCGAGGAAUUCCUCCUCCUCUCUCUUAUCCAUUCACGACACCAUGUGAAACACCACUCCCUCCAGGUUCACUACCUUUCCCACUCUCUCCCGACACCUGUCGCUGAGGAGUUAUAGCCCUGUCGUUCUUACUUCCUUCGACAUUGACUCCUCUUCAAACCUCGUCGUCACUCACCGACACUCUGCCCGCGGCCUCCUCCCGGUGCGGACAGCUCUCGGAACAUCAUGCGCCAGACCUGCAUCUUCUCGGGUUCUUCACACCCGCAGUUGGUCGAGGCCAUCUGUGCACGUCUCGGCUCGCAACCGUCACAGGUCGCGCUCAGGAAGUUCAGCAAUGGCGAGACUUCCGUCGAGAUCAAGACCUCCGUCCGUGAUCAGGAUGUUUUCAUCGUGCAGAGCGGGAGCAGCGAGAUCAACGACAAUGUCAUGGAGAUGCUCAUCAUGAUCUCUGCCUGCAAGGGCGGAUCUGCCCGUUCCAUCACCGCUGUCAUGCCCUACUUUCCCUAUUCGCGUCAGUCGAAGAAGAAAGCUCACCGAGGUGCCAUCACGGCCCGCAUGCUGGCAAACCUCAUGAAGGUGGCCGGCGUCAACCAUGUCAUCACCAUCGAUCUCCAUGCGUCACAAUCCCAGGGCUUCUUCAAAUGCCCUGUCGACAAUCUCUUUGCUGAGCCGAUUCUCGCGCGAUGGGUGAAGAACUACGUACCAGAUUGGCAGGACUGUGUGAUCGUCAGCAAGAAUCCGGGCGGGACAAAGCGAGUGACAAGCCUUGCGGACAAGCUUGGCUUGAGCUUCGGUAUUGUUGGCACUGAGCGCAAGAGAUAUCAUGGUGGGGACCGCUCAAGCAUGAUGAACUCCGUCAUGUACGGUUCUGCCAUUCUUGAGCGCCUGGGUGGAGAUGGCACCAACGAUAGCCAGUCCCUUGUGGAGGAAGCUUUCGAGAGCCGCUUGCCAUCGCCCGAGCGACGACCAGCAGAAAAGGAUAUUAAUGCACCGAAAGAGAAAGAUUGGGCGCCAUCCGGAACUUCCAGCCCACGGUCCAAUGGCACACAUAAUCGCAUAUUGCCCAUUCGAACCAAUCAUCGAUCGCGCUUAGGGAAUGUCGAGGGCGCAUCGAGCCCGCUCGCCUAUUCUAGUCGUCCCGAUUCACACGAUGGCACAGAGGGUGAAGAGAAAGAAGACGAGAAGGAAGAAAAAGAAGUAGAGAAGGAAGGCAAGAGUGACGGACCCGAGUUGAAGCGAAGUCAGACCGCGUUGGGAACGUCCUCAACAUAUGCAGCGCAUCAACGUGUAGACGAGGACGGCUACGAGGAGCCCGAGAAUGAGGAUGAUACCGACGAACUGGCCCGGGACGUCAUCACCGGUCGUCUCAUCCACGGUCACAUCGUGGACGAUGAUGCACCUUCUCCAGCCUUUUCUGCCUUUGACCGACAACGUCAAUCCAGUGACGACGAGCCGCCGGAUUUGAUGACGCAAUCUUUCAUGUCGACCACCUCUUCACGCUGGGGUGCAGCUAACCACAACAACGCGCUCGGUGGCACUGGAGACGCCACCGCCUCCGACGAAGAGGAAGAAGAAGCGCUCGCCAACCCUCACCUCGAAACCACCGUCACCUUGGUCGGCAACGUCCGCGACAAACCCGUCAUCAUCGUCGAUGACAUGAUCGACAAAGCCGCCUCGUGGAUCGCCGCCGCCGAAACCGUGGUCAAGCGCGGUGGCGCCACCAAAGUCUACUGUGUCGCAACGCAUGGCCUUUUCGGCGGCAAUGCCCUCGCCGAACUCGACCAGUGUGAGGAAAUCACCUCGGUCGUCGUCACGAAUGCUUUCCCCAUUGAUGAAGAGCGUCAGAGGCAUAACAAGAAAUUGACCGUCCUUGACGUCAGUGGAUUGUUGUCCGAGGCGAUUCGUCGGAAUCAUCACGGAGAGAGCAUCAGCCAGCUUUACUGGGCUGCCGAUUGAGCGGUCAAUUGGCUUUCAGUUUCGCAGAUUGAUAAGUCCGUUCGCGCAUGCCCGCAUUCCUUCAAGAAGCUAAAUACCCUGGAUUACAAGCUCUCAAGCUUGAGUGGAUCCCACAAAUCUGGACAAGGCACCUUCGGACCCGGGGUCAUGUUCUCAACUCCCUCUCCGUUCUCCAAAACUUCACAGCAUGAGGCGUGUCUAUUGACUCAUUCGCGAGUCCGCUUCGAUGAAGGCACACGAAUAUCACACGUGAACGAUCCCCCAAAGAUGGAGAAUUUCGGCGUCUCUCCGUAGGAAAUGUUUACCUCAAGAAGCAAUGAUACAUUACCCCUCUUUCUUCCUUUCUUCUCCUCUCUUCUUCUCCUCCAUCCCCUUUUCUCCUUUCAAAUCAAUUGAAGGCAGAACAAUCAAUCCAGCGUCGCAGAUGUCUAGCAUCUGCCCGAGCCCGCAUCAUCACUUUUUUGGCGGUAGUUUG